GAGAGAGAGAGAGGUCGCCCUUACAUGAGCCUACAUUUCACGUUACAUCUUCAUUAGUUAAUCAGUGUGUUAACAUUACCCCGCUGUCUGAUUGGCUGAGAGACACAAUCGUCCCAUCUUAUUGAAACAAACUCGCCCCCCAGUGAAGAGGAGGAGGAGGAGGAGGAAGAGGAGGAGGAGGAGGAGGAGGAGAGGAGGAGGAGGAGGAGCGCAUCGGCUCUCCUCUCUGCUUUAAAGAAUAAAGAGUGUAAUUGACAGAACGCCGGUCCGGACUGCGGAGGGCUGAAGCCUUGUUAUAGAGCGAUGAUGACGGGCAGGUCCGUGAAAGACGUGGACAGAUACCAGGCUGUGCUCAACUCUCUGCUGGCGCUGGAGGACAAUAAAUUCUGCGCUGAUUGCGACUCUAAAGGUCCAAGAUGGGCGUCCUGGAAUUUGGGCAUCUUCGUCUGUAUCCGCUGUGCUGGUAUCCAUCGAAACCUGGGGGUCCACAUCUCCAAGGUCAAGUCUGUCAAUCUGGACCAGUGGACACAGGAGCAGGUCCAGUGUGUUCAGGAGAUGGGGAAUGCCAAAGCCAAACGUCUCUAUGAGGCUUUCUUACCUGAGUGCUUUCAGCGACCCGAGACGGACCAGUCUGCAGAGAUCUUCAUCAGGGACAAGUAUGACAAGAAGAAGUACAUGGAUAAGGUCAUUGACAUCCAGAUGCUUAGGAAAGAAAAGAGCUGUGACAAUAUACCCAAGGAACCAGUUGUGUUUGAGAAGAUGAAAUUGAAAAAAGACGUCAGCCCCAAGACAAAUCCCCCGUCUGUUACAGACCUGCUUGGAUUAGAUGCCCCUGCUCCCAGUGCCGCAGUGUCUAAUGGUGGAGGAUGUGUUCCAGACAGUAAUCAGAGCCCAGCGGUGUCCAAUCCAGCUCUGGCGCACUCUGCACUGGAUCUCUUCAGCUCCCUACCAGCACCCUCCUCUGCUUCCUGCAUUAAAACCACGCCUGUUUCCAGCUCCAUGCCUCAGAGCAGAGUGACUGCUUCGGUGCCUGACAACCUCAGUCUGUUCAUGGGUUCGGCACCCAAAGCAGAGGAGGGCACUGUCAAGAAACUGUCCAAGGACUCGAUUCUCUCUCUGUACGCCUCCACCCCCUCAGUGCUCGCCAGCAGUAUGUCGACCCACGCAGGCUUGUACAUGAACCAAAUGGGAUACCCGUACGGAUCGUACCAUUCUUUAGCCCAGGCAGGUGGAAUGGGAGGUGCCAUGAUGACAUCACAGAUGGCCAUGAUGGGACAGCAACAAAGCGGCAUGAUGGGAGUUCAACAGAACGGCAUGAUGGGACAGCAGGGUGCCAUGGCCCAGCCAAGUGGCGUUAUGGCACCACCCUACAUGACGGGCAUGACCCAGGGCAUGAUGGGACAGCAGCAGAGUGGGAUGAUGGUACAGCAGCAGAAUGGGAUGAUGGGACAACAACAGAGUGGGAUGAUGGGGCAGCAGCAGAAUGGCAUUAUGGGACAACAACAGAGUGGGAUGAUGGGCGCAGCAGCAGAAUGGCAUUAUGGGACAACAACAGAGUGGGAUGAUGGCGCAGCAGCAGGUUGGAGGUUUACCUCAUCAGCAGGGGUACGGAGCGCAAAAUGCCCAGCUACAGUGGAACAUUAGCCAGAUGACUCAACACAUGGCCGGCAUGAAUGUCUACAACACCAACGGCAUGAUGGGAUACAGCAGUCAACAAAUGGGAGGGUCCGCAACU
Molecule: messenger RNA, 1735 nt
Organism: Anoplopoma fimbria (sablefish)
Lineage: Eukaryota; Metazoa; Chordata; Actinopteri; Perciformes; Anoplopomatidae
Gene: smap2
Product: small ArfGAP2
Exons: 9
Coding region: 304-1644 (446 amino acids)
Biological process (GO): regulation of clathrin-dependent endocytosis
Molecular function (GO): GTPase activator activity
Source: RefSeq, a predicted model, not a curated record